ACCCGGAAGUGUGUGUGAGAGUAAAGGCGGAAGUACUGCAUGUAUAAACACAGACACAGUGCGCUGAUGAUGAUACUCUGUAUAAGUUAGUUAAAUGUAAACUCUGUGACUGUUACAGGACAUUUCUGUGAUUUAGUUUUAUAUUUUAUUGUUUUAUAUCAGACUGUGAGAGUGUCAGCAUGCUGAAGGCUGUGAUUCUCAUCGGAGGACCACAGAAAGGUACGCGGUUCCGCCCGCUCUCCUUCGAGGUUCCCAAACCGCUGUUUCCUGUGGCAGGAGUUCCCAUGCUCCAGCACCACAUCGAGGCCUGCGCUAAGGUGCCGAACAUGAAGGAGAUCUUACUGAUCGGGUUUUAUCAGCCGAACGAGGAGCUGAACCGCUUCUUAUCCUCGGCACAGCAGGAGUUUAAAAUCCCAGUGAGGUACCUGCAGGAGUACGCCGCUCUGGGAACAGGAGGAGGGAUCUACCAUUUCAGAGACCAGAUCCUCUCCGGUUCUCCUCACAACUUCUUCAUCCUCAACGCAGACGUUUGCUCAGAGUUUCCUCUAGAAGACAUGCUGCGUUUCCAGCAGGAGCACGGAGACACACACAGCUUCAUCAUCCUCGCCACCACGGCCAACAGGAAACAGUCAAUGAACUACGGCUGCAUCGUGGAGAACGAACACACGAGUGAGGUGCUGCACUACGUGGAGAAGCCGAGCACAUUCGUCAGUGACAUCAUCAACUGUGGGAUUUACCUCUUCACUCCGGAGAUCUUCCAGCACAUCGGAGCUGUGUUUCGGAAAAACCAGCAGGACGUGAUGCUGUAUCCGUAUCAGGGAGAUGAGCAGUGUAACGGCUGGCAGAGAGCCGAGGUGAUACGUCUGGAGCAGGAUAUUUUCACGGCUCUGGCGGCUCAGGAGAAACUCUACGUGUACAAAACAGACCGAUUCUGGAGUCAGAUUAAAUCUGCAGGAUCAGCUAUCUACGCCAGUCGGCUGUAUCUAAACCAGUACCAUAAGACCCAUCCUGAGAGACUGGCCACUAAUAAGGACGGAGGACCGAAAAUAAUCGGAAAUGUUUACAUCCAUCCGACUGCUAACAUCGACCCCACUGCUGUGUUGGGUCCGAAUGUGUCAAUAGGAACCGGAGUGACGAUCGGCGCCGGGGUUCGAGUCAGAGAGUCCAUCAUCCUCCACGGCGCCACCUUACAGGACCACUGCUGUGUGUUAAACAGUAUAAUCGGGUGGGACAGCACCAUCGGGAAGUGGGCGAGAGUGGAGGGAACCCCGAGUGACCCGAACCCCAACGACCCGUACGCCAAAAUCGACAGCGAGACUCUGUUCAGAGACGGAAAGCUGACACCGUCCAUCACCAUCCUGGGCUGUAACGUGACGAUCCCGUCUGAAGUGAUCAUCCUCAACUCCAUCGUCCUUCCGCACAAAGACCUGAACCGCAGCUUUAAAAACCAGAUCAUCCUGUAACAGCAGCGUGUCGAUUAUCGGUUGUACGAUGUAUCGCGAUGUGUUGUUAAAAUAUUGGCACCCCCACCGUUAUGUUACGUUCAGUACGAGGCUGAAUAUUUGGAUAUAAAUCUCUCCGGUAACACCAACUUAUUUUAUUUAGUACUUUAUUUUAUACAAAAUUACAAACUCCCUAUUUAUUUAGAUGUUCAUGCUACAUUAAUACCUUAUGUUUAGCUAGUGUUCUCCACUGACAGCCCCUUGUAAUGCUAACUAGCUAAUUUAAUUACGAUAGUCCACUCGAUAACGCCAUUGGCUAAAAUCAUUCACAUGGCUCCCUACGUUAGCUACACGAAGGUCACAUGAUAUCACGUGACAUCUUACUUGUACUAUAGCUACCUAAUUAGGUGUUAUUUUAUCCUACAAUUGUGUGUUUUUUGUAUGUGAUUAAUUAAAUCGAUAAAUAAUUGGGUAUCUGUUCACUAAAGAGAGCUAGCAUAACCUUGAGGAACUGAGGACAUUAGCUAAACAAAGAUAGCUAGCUAAUUACAAUGAACAGUCAGAAUUAGACACAAAAACAGCGAGAUAUCGUUUUUUAGCUAUAAAAUAAAGUGUUUGUUAAAUGAAACACGGCGGUAUUUCACUGCAGGAUUUAAAUGUUUACCUAGAUUAACUUAAUAAAUGUUAAAUUUAAGUUAGAUUAGCUAGCUUAGCAGCGUAACUGUAAGGAUGACCAGCUCGGCCACAGUUUUAUAUUAAAUUACUGAACAACGAGGCAGAUAUUUACUCGUAGUCAUUGAUUUUAGCGCAAUGCGACGAUGUCGUAGAUAAUUAUCGUAAGAGUACAUUAAAAUACAGCCUCACUAAAACUAAAACUUUUAUUUAUGCAUUUCCUUUAAGCUGCUUUAAGACAGCAAUAUAAAAAUAUUCAGAUAAAUAAUGUACGUUUUUGGGAAAAGUAAUGACUCAGUGUUUUUUUUUUUUUUUUGGAAAAAAUGCACACAAUGUUUAUUUUAUAAAACAAUAUGUGAGAGAUUUCAUGAUCAGGAGCUUCCUGUUCUGAAACGUUAAUCAUUUAAUAACGAAUAAAAAUACGUUGCGUGUGUUGUGUUAAAUAAAUAAAACGUGUCAAAUGGAAA
This is a messenger RNA of Pangasianodon hypophthalmus (striped catfish), 2581 nucleotides long. It is a transcript of the gene gmppaa, whose product is annotated as GDP-mannose pyrophosphorylase Aa. Gene Ontology annotation, cellular component: cytoplasm. Gene Ontology annotation, molecular function: transferase activity. The coding region runs from base 180 to 1463 and encodes 427 amino acids. The transcript is spliced from 13 exons. Gene Ontology annotation, biological process: biosynthetic process. NCBI's taxonomy places the organism in Eukaryota, Metazoa, Chordata, Actinopteri, Siluriformes, Pangasiidae. The record is from RefSeq and is a predicted model, not a curated record.